Messenger RNA from Amborella trichopoda, 612 nucleotides. Lineage: Eukaryota; Viridiplantae; Streptophyta; Magnoliopsida; Amborellales; Amborellaceae. The record is from RefSeq and is a predicted model, not a curated record.
AUGUCUGUUCAUUGCAGCAUUCGUAAAGCAAAAUCGAGUGAAGUUUUGCAUGCCAUGAAAAUGGGAAUGGUGGUGAGAUCUCCAUCUUUUUUCGACUUCCUCCCCUUCAUUUUAGCUCUUCCGAUUCAAUCCUCUGGUUUGUCAACGGUUGAUUUAGAAGCUGAAGCAUUGCUGAACUGGAAAACUAGUCUGAAAAAUCACACUUUGGUUUCAUGGUUUCUUAGAACCAGCAACUCAACCAACCAUUGUAGCUGGAUUGGAAUUAAAUGCAAUGAUGGCAGAAACGUGAUUGAGAUUAACCUCUCAAAUUUCUAUUUCGAAGGGACCCUCAAUCAACUGAACUUCUUCUCCUUGCCCCAUUUGACUGGUCUAAAUCUCAGCAUGAACCAUUUAGAAGGGAAAAUCCCCAAAAGUAUUGGCUCCCUUUCGAAACUCGGUUUCUUGGAUUUGGGAGACAAUCAGUUUAUGGGGUCGGUACCUGAGGAGAUUGGCAAUCUCACUGAGCUUCGCUUCAUUUCUCUAAGUGGAAAUGAUCUUAGUGGCCCCAUCCCUUAUCAGCUGGGUAAUCUGCAAAAGAUUUCCCAGCCUUUGUUUCCCGGUGCAAAAAAUUAG